Messenger RNA from Diplodia corticola, 2982 nucleotides. Its product is annotated as mg2+ transporter zinc transport protein. Gene Ontology annotation, molecular function: metal ion transmembrane transporter activity. The coding region runs from base 1 to 2982 and encodes 993 amino acids. Gene Ontology annotation, biological process: metal ion transport; transmembrane transport. Gene Ontology annotation, cellular component: membrane. Lineage: Eukaryota; Fungi; Ascomycota; Dothideomycetes; Botryosphaeriales; Botryosphaeriaceae. The record is from RefSeq and is a predicted model, not a curated record. The transcript has 6 exons.
AUGGCAGACUCAAAUUCAACUUCCCUCGAACCUGCACCCGAUCUUCCAACAACGCCACCAAAUCCCCAACAUCUGUCACAGGCCUCACUCGACCAAGGUGGCCAACAAUCAAACAUGUUUCAAGCAAAGACGGAGGGCUGCCAUCUUUACAAAGAUCUUAGUCCUCUACGUACCAAGCAAGCAAAGAUCGGACCUCAUCUUUGCUUGUCUUUGUUUGUUGGCCACCUUGCACUCGACGAGGUGGUGCGACCUGAGAAUCAGUCCUCGGCGGUUGCAACGGACGCUCAGCCGCCAAGUCCAAAAGAAACAGUACCCGAAUCCAAAUCUCAGGAGGAGCCUCAAGCCGAAGCAGACGAAAGUGAUCCAGAGGAAGAUAGCUGCGAUGAAUUGGUGAAGCCUACACCCGAUGAGAAGUCCAAAGAUUUUCAGGAUUGGACGGAAUGCGAAUUCGUGGACGAUGACGUACCAAAGAGUAUGAGGCUCCAGAUCCCCGAAGAUGCACAACCUGAAGCUCGCAACCGUCCCGCCUAUGCAUCCUUUGGCAGCAACGGUACGACGGUGGCUGUCAACGCACCCGGAAAUAUCAUGCAAAUCUCGCGGUACUUUGGACUUGGUCGCUCUGGCUUUUUUUGUGCCGACUCAGACUUCUACUGGGAACCAGACUUUCCCAAUUAUCGCUUAGAAGAAUUCAUGGAGCACAUGGACAAUGCCAACAAAGGCUUUCGACUCGGACUAGAAAGUUUGUCCAUUAAGAAUAGGCCAACUUUCGAGUUUGUGUACGAUCGUUGGCCGCGGUUCACAUUCCACCAUUCGCAAGCUGCCCGGAAGUCUACUGGAGAAUUAGAAGGCCCUUUGACAGAAGACAAAGUGAAUAUGGAGUCGAGAGAGCCAGUAUCUGGUGACAGAUCAUCGAAACCAGCAACGCAGUUCACCGGUGCGCAGGAAAAAGAAGAGCAAAGCCAUCCUGAAUCACUCAUUCUCUCUCUGCAGUGCUUUUGCUACCGGGAGACCGUUUUUCAACGGUAUGUUUUUGAUGGUAGGGAUAGUUUGCCCAAAGCCACGAAAUGGAAGAUCAACGGGGGCAUCCCCUUACGCAAUCUGGAUUUUUUGGAUGUUUCCGAUUUCAACUCUUCUUCGGAUAACUAUGACUGGAAGCUUGGGUAUAGAAAACGAAGCCUCAUACGGAUCCACGAAAUCACAGAUGAUGUAGCGAGCGAAAUGGGUGUUACAGUUCCGGAUCAAGAGCAGAAGCCCCGGCCCUGGGCGGUAGCACUCAUCAUCACACCUUUCAUCAAUGGCAAGGCGCAAAUAGUUCAACAAGAAGAAGGCCAGAAGGUCUGCUUCUCGAAGAUGAUCCCAGUUGGAAGGAUACUAUCGUCCCGGCGCAACAUCCGGAAAAUCAUGGGGAACACUUUCUCAAGAGAAGCAAAUACACCUUUCAAGGAAGUCCGGUUCUCCAACCAUCAUCACCUCAAUUUCAUGAUCGGACGAAACUUGGAGCACAUUCUCUCUGUGUGCAGUAUUCCGAUUCCUGAGGAUUUAGAUUCCGAUCCCACUAUUUCCGAUGCCAAAUCAGGUGUUAUCAGCUCUGGAGAUGAGAAUCUACAUACCGGUCCGAUGGCUUUCACGUGUGGGCCACUCUCAGGUCACCGCAUAGACACAGCAUCAAGCUUGUAUGUAUUAAGCUGUCUCAAGGCUCCCCUAUACUGGCUACGAAUAGCUUCGCUUUCCAAAUCCUCAUUGCAGCGUGGCAUGGAGAGUCGAGUUGCAAGCGUAGAGUGUAAUGUUCUCGCUAGCACAAAACAAUUGAACAGAACGAAACAUCCCUGGCAGCAACGAAAGAUACUUGAGUUGGUCAUUUUUGACCUGACGCUGUCGGAGAUCGAGUCAAAUACGGGCGUUAUCCUGUCUUGGAUUCGAAGAAAAGUUCUCGAAAACGAUGAUUGGAAUGGAACAGAGAAAAGGGGAGAGAGAGAUGAGGGGGUAAACCAAAAAGAGGUAGGCACAGCAGACGAGGAACUCAAGGUCAUUAGUGAUGAUCAUGACAUCGCUGCAAGUACGCCAUUCAGUCCACUUGCCCUUUCACUCGAAGAGGGUGUCAAGUUUCUCGAGAAAGGCGAUAGCGCAAGCUACUUCUCAAUCAUCAAACGUUGGAGGUUGUAUGAACAGAACCGUCGGGAGAGUGACCGAAAGCCGGAGAAUCCAAGGUGGACUAUGAAUGACGAAAAGGAAUUUCGUCCCAUCAUCAACAAGCUUUUGGUCCAGAAUCAACGAAGGCACCGAGACCUGGAGCGCUUAAAAACGACCAUCCAAACAUUCCGGCAGUUCCUCAGCGGUCGGUUGGAAUCCAUUCGAGACGAUAUGAGCUUUCGUGGAAGCGAGAACAUGUCCUUAUUCACAUAUGUGACCGUCAUAUUUCUCCCUCUCGGAUUCGCCACGGGAAUUUUCAGCAUGAGCGAGGCACCUGCUCGGCUAACCUUGGCUUCCAUGGCGGUGACUGCCGCUAUCUCUUUGUUUGUCACCGUUUUCACUUUGGUAAAUGCCGAGACUCUGGGCGAUGCUAUGGUCAAACCGGCUAUAGACCUUGCCCAAAGUUGCGGGAGACCACUUAUCUUUUUAUCACUGUUCGCCGCAUAUUCACUUCGAUUUGUGCUUCUUGCAAUCCAAUUGGUUCUUCGCCCUGUACUCAAACCAGUCUACAAGUACACCCUUGGUCCGGUGUUGAAAUACCUCAAGGACGAAGCAAACCUGAAAAAGUACAAAGGCAUGAUGGAUUCAUUUUUCCCUCUCGACAAGACCAAAGAGAAGGAAAAUGAAGGCAUACCAGAAGCACAAGCUGGCCAGUCUGAUUCACGAGAUGGAAGCGAAUCAACGUCAACUGGAGUUCCUCACCGCAAAGCUCCCCCGCCAAAGCGGCGAAAAAUGGAGCCAACACCAAGGCAACUUGAGGCUGGAGGUCUGCAUCGUUCUGCGUUGUCCUGA